This is a messenger RNA of Amorphotheca resinae ATCC 22711, 1728 nucleotides long. RefSeq lists its product as hypothetical. The record is from RefSeq and is a predicted model, not a curated record. Gene Ontology annotation, biological process: ubiquitin-dependent protein catabolic process; protein deubiquitination. Gene Ontology annotation, cellular component: cytoplasm. The coding region runs from base 120 to 1667 and encodes 515 amino acids. Lineage: Eukaryota; Fungi; Ascomycota; Leotiomycetes; Helotiales; Amorphothecaceae. The transcript is spliced from 6 exons. Gene Ontology annotation, molecular function: cysteine-type deubiquitinase activity.
CUCAUGUUCUCUUGAUGUGAGCUUUGUCAGGGACGGCACGGUGAAAGCUUGAUCUAAAGUUCACAAGUUGGAGCCAUAAUUCUUGCCGAGAAGAUCAUAUAUCAGAUCAACAUCUUAAGAUGGAUGAUGGGCCUCUGGCCGAUGUGUCUGCCUGCUCUGGAGAAAGAAGGCGAUCUUCCCGAAUCCAAGCUUCAUCUAGUAUUGGCAGUAAUGGUCCAGAACCAUCCAUCCAGACCACGCCGCCGACCGAGUCUUCUGAGACUGCACCCGUGACGAAAUCUGCCAGAAGCUCGCCUAGGGCGGGGUCUCACGCCAUGGACCAUGGCCCAACUACAGCCCAGAGGACUGGCUUACGGCGCAGAAAUGAAGCCUCAGAUUUCAUUGCUCCGGACCCAAUAUCUGAAGCGAUGCGGCCCCUUACAGAUGAGGAACGCCGAAAUUGGGCAGGUUGGGUCGAGUUGGAAUCAGAUCCGGCUCUGUUCAAUUUCAUAUUACGAGAAUACGGUGUGAAAGAUGUUAAGGUUCAGGAGGUUCUUGGCUUUGAUGACUCGCUACUAGCCAUGCUUCCUAAACCGGUCUAUGGAUUGAUAUUUCUCUUUAAAUAUCGAGACGAGGAGGAGGAGGAAGGGACAGAAGAAGCUCCCGAAUGCCCUAAACAUGUGUGGUUUGCAAAUCAGACAAUAACGAAUGCAUGUGCCACCGUAGCCCUCUUGAAUAUCGUGAUGAAUAUCCCUGAAAUCAAUCUCGGAGAUGCCUUGAGUACAUUCAAAGCGGAAACCAGAAGACUAAAACCACCCUACCGAGGGAAGAAGCUUGGCUGUGAUGCCUUCAUUCGAAAUAUACACAAUUCGUUCGCACGGAGAAUGGACAUGCUCAAUGCCGAUCUGGCCCUAUCUAAUGAGAUGGGAAAGUGGAAUAAGGCUAAGAAUAGCAAGAGAAAAAACACCAAGAAUAGUAAGAAGAAUAAAGAGGAAGAAGAUCCAGGAUAUCAUUUCAUUGCAUAUGUCCCUAUCAAUGGUGUAGUCUGGAGACUGGAUGGCCUACGGCGGCAACCUGGCAACCUAGGAGAGUAUCGAGAGGACUGGAUGGCCGUGGCUCUUGCCAACAUCAAUCAGCACAUAUAUCAGUCCCAACAAGACGGCGUUCAGUUUAGUCUGCUGUCCCUUUGCAAAAGCCCAUUGCGUACCGAUCUGGAGAAACUUGUCGAAAACAUGCAUUCCAUAGCAUCGGUCAAAGAACUGCUCACAUCUAUUCAACCCGAUUGGCAGCAGUUUACGGAGCUUGAUGAGUCCAUUUUAGUCAAAGUGCCAGACAGUUCGUUUGGAAUAUCACAGGAGCUCUUCGACAACUCCGGUCUGUCGGAAGCCACACGACAGAGACUUCGGGAAGCCGGGACCGAUGCAAGUGCACUCAUAGAUCUGUAUCAAGAGUAUGUAAGAGAUCAGAUCAGGCUACAGACGUCCUAUAUGGACGAGGCUGCCUUAAUAGAGCAGGAGAAUGAGCAGGCAAGGCGGCGAAAACACGACUAUACCCCUAUCAUCUACAACUCGAUUAAAAAACUAGCCGAGAGGGGAGUACUGAAGAGAAUUAUCGAUGAGAUUCGUGAAAAUGAAGCAAUGAGACAACGGGGUGGUGAGGCAAUGGGCUAUUUUGCCUCCCCCUGCUGAAAGCACCAUCAUACAUUUUCAAAGUAGCGCAAUGGAAAUCACACCCACGCUUGUCAGUAGU